AUGAGAGCUCUUCCCAUUCUUACCAAUCUCGCAGCUUUGGCAGCUUGCUCAGCUGCGGCAGCCAUAUCCUCGAGACAGAGCGCGGGAGCAGCCACGGUCGAUGUCUCUCAAACUACAGGACAAGCCGCCUUCCUUGGGUCCGGCUUCAUAUAUGGCUUCCCGGACAAUGGACAGGAUGCCGACAACUCGAUUCCCGACCACUUCCUCACCAAUAUCAAAUUCAGGACGUGCCGCGCUGGCGGUGCGCAGAUUGCUGCUUCCGGCUGGGCAAUCGGAGGUGAAGAGGGCUACCGUGGCCGUUUCGAUUCAACCCUUUCUAACUAUCGUACCACUCGCAAGUACAAUGCGGACUUCAUCCUUCUCCCCCACGACAUCUGGGGCUCUCAGGGCGGCUCGUCUGCUGACUUUCCCUUCCCGGGCGAUAACGGGGAUUGGUCUGGGAUGGAAGCCUUCAUCCGCCGCCUCAUCUCUGAUGUGAGAGCUAACAACAUGCUCGACGGUCUAGUGUUUGAUCUCUGGAACGAACCUGAUCUCGAAGGCUUCUGGAACCGUCCCUGGUCUCAAUACGUGGAGUAUUACGUUCGAGCUUCUCAACUACUGAGGAAUGAGAUGCCCGAGGCAAGAAUCAGCGGGCCAUCAUCAGCCCAUUCACCAAGCCAAGACAGCGCCAACUGGAGAACGUGGAUGCAAGCUGUCGCCCAGGGCAAUGUGGCCCCAGACAUCUACUCAUGGCAUCAAAUCGGGGCAUGGGAGCGAGAACCCGAUACUACUGUGCCUGCCCUUCGCGCUCUUCUAGCCGAGUAUGGGCUCCCGGAGAGGCCAAUCGACGUCAACGAGUACGCCUGGCCGGAUGAACAAAACCCUGCUAACUCGGCUUACUACCUUGCACAAUUGGAGCGCCACAACAUCCGCGGGCUGCGCGCCAACUGGGAGGGCGGCGAGAAUCUGCACAACUACCUGGGCAAUCUUGUUGCCAAGAACGAUCAGGGUUAUUAUCCCAACGGAGAAUGGCAGCUUUACAAGUACUAUGCAAACAUGGUUGGAGAGCAGGUGUUGACAGCCGCAUCUUCAGACCUGAAGUUUGAUGCUUUCGCCGUCUUGUCGAAUGGGUACUUGAAGAUCCUUGCGGGCACCAGGACCGUUCAAAACCGCUAUGAUAUUGUCCUCAAGGGCUUGGCCGAACUUGGACUCCCUGCACAGGGGACGUUGGAAGUUCACAGGUAUCAGUUCGACUGGGGCGGUGCUCAAGGACUUGUCUAUGAUGCCCUUGACCUCGGCUCAUUCACGUACAGCUACUCCGCUGGCGAGCUUACCAUUCCACACGACCCGCCAACUGCUGCAACGGCAUUUGCUUACGAGAUCAAGCUCACCUAA
Molecule: messenger RNA, 1374 nt
Organism: Colletotrichum chrysophilum
Lineage: Eukaryota; Fungi; Ascomycota; Sordariomycetes; Glomerellales; Glomerellaceae
Exons: 3
Coding region: 1-1374 (457 amino acids)
Source: RefSeq, a predicted model, not a curated record